AAUACAACCAAACGUAAAAUCUUAAAUUGUUUUCUGACCUACUCAUUAUUAAAAUUAGUUAAUUAUGUCCACAUACAAUAUCUGUGUACGUUUUUUUUUCAUUUUUCUCUGAUUAAAUUGUUGUCUGGACAGAUAAAUAGUGUUUGAGUGUAGGUGUUAGUGGUUUUGGUAAUAUUUCAAUAUUCUUAAUAACAGGGCUAAUAAAACAGCAAAUUUCUUUGAAAUGGAGUUUCCCACCUUACCCUUUAAUGCGUCAGAUUCAAAUGAUUAUCCAGGAUCUGCUCAAAUCCCACUGUCAAGCUCAAAAGACGACAGUAAACGGCGCAGUUCAUCAAGAUCCAUCAAGAGACGUCGUUUUGAUGAUGAACUAGUUGAAUAUAGCUUAGGAUUGCCGGGGGCUUCAGUUGGGAAAGGUGACAAAAGAAUGCGCACACAAUCUUAUACCAGUAGUAGUCUACCAGAUUUACCAAUCCCUGCUAAUGUACCGGUUACAUCUAAUAAUACUACACAUGAGCGCCGACGUCACUCUAGCAAAGUUUCUGGAAUCAUGAGCGGCGGGAAGAAGGCCCGUCGUAAAGGGCACCUCAGUCAAUUGUCAACUAAAGAUUUAGGUCGCUGGAAGCCUACUGAUGACCUUGCUUUAAUUCUAGGAGUUCAACAGACAAAUGACCUCCGUAUAGUACAUCGAGGUAUCAAAUUCUCAUGCCGAUUCACAGUAAGUGAACUACAAUCCCGAUGGUAUGCUUUACUCUAUAAUGCGGAAAUAUCACGAGUGGCAGUGGCUGCUAUGAGAAAUCUUCAUCCAGACUUAGUUGCUGCAGUUCAACAGCAAGCUUUGUAUUCGACAAGCGAGGAGGAGUUGCUUGGAACAUUGAGUAGUACUUCACAUCCAACUUUGGAGAAAUUUCAAGAGUUACUUGAUCAGAACCCUCAUGUAUUCUACCCGACGAGAACAUCUAAGACGUUGAUGGCACACUGGCAGCUUUUAAAACAAUAUCAGCUCUUGCCAGAUCAAACUGUGCUACCUUUACCAAAAAAUCAGAAUGACAAAGUGUUGACAUUCUCUGAUGCUGAGGAGACAAUGAAUGAUAAUGAACUUCCUGACUACAAGGAAGAUGGAGUAGACCUAGAAAUGCAAAUGGCUGACAGAAUUGAGAAGAAAAAUAUACGUCUACUGGAAAAUUCAUUGUCUCGGUGGCAAGUGUUGGUACAGUCGGUGGCUGGUGGUAAUGUUGAACUUGACAAGAACACACUGGCAGUGCUCCGUGGUCGUCUAGUUCGAUAUUUAAUGAGGUCCAGAGAGAUUGCCGUUGGCCGUAGCACACGAGAUCACCCCAUUGACGUCGACUUAAGUUUGGAAGGUCCCGCCGCGAAGGUAUCUAGAAAACAAGCAACAAUCCGUCUCCGUAACAGUGGUGAAUUCUUCAUGUCCUCUGAAGGAAAACGCCCUAUAUUUGUUGACGGACGUCCCGUUUUGCAGGGAAAUAAAGUCAAGCUGAAUCACAAUAGUGUAAUUGAGAUCGCGGCACUACGCUUCGUUUUUCUCGUCAACCAAGAUCUCAUCAGUGCAAUACGUCAAGAAGCCGUUAAAGUUACUAUACCUGUAUGAAAGCUCGAAUUACAAAUAAAUAAAUUAUUCAAAAUAA
Molecule: messenger RNA, 1646 nt
Organism: Bombyx mandarina (wild silkworm)
Lineage: Eukaryota; Metazoa; Arthropoda; Insecta; Lepidoptera; Bombycidae
Gene: Rcd5
Product: microspherule protein Rcd5
Source: RefSeq, a predicted model, not a curated record